This is a messenger RNA of Aspergillus puulaauensis, 1566 nucleotides long. RefSeq names its product cytochrome P450. Gene Ontology annotation, molecular function: iron ion binding; heme binding; oxidoreductase activity, acting on paired donors, with incorporation or reduction of molecular oxygen. The transcript is spliced from 2 exons. Lineage: Eukaryota; Fungi; Ascomycota; Eurotiomycetes; Eurotiales; Aspergillaceae. The coding region runs from base 1 to 1566 and encodes 521 amino acids. The record is from RefSeq and is a predicted model, not a curated record.
AUGAUUACCGAUCUUAUCACACCAGACCUCGUCUCUCCCGAGAGGUUGGCCUAUGCCCUCUUAGGGAUCCUGGCCGCUUACUACAUCCUCCCAUACCUUGCGACAUGGCGACUGAGUGAUGUCCCCGCUCCAGGUUUGGCUGCGUGGACCAACUUUUGGUUGUUAUUUCAGACUCGCAAGGGCCAUCGGUUCCUCAGCGUCGACGCUGCCCACAAGAAGCAUGGGAAGCUUGUUCGCAUUGCCCCUCGUCACGUCUCAAUCGCCGAUGACGCAGCUAUCCAGGCUGUCUAUGGACACGGAAACGGGUUCUUGAAGGCUGAUUUCUAUGAUGCUUUCGUUUCCAUCCGUCGUGGUCUGUUCAACACCCGCGAUCGUGCGGAACACACCCGCAAGCGCAAGACUGUCUCCCACACCUUCUCUGCGAAGUCGAUUGGUCAGUUUGAGCAGUACAUUCACGGUAACAUCGAGAACCUCGUCAAGCAGCUGAACCGCACCUCCGAGCUCCAGCGUAACCCUAAGAACGGCUAUGCUACCGUUGAUGCUCUGAACUGGUUCAACUUCGUGGCUUUCGAUAUCAUUGGUGACCUUGCUUUCGGUGCUCCAUUCGGCAUGCUUGACAAGGGUCAGGAUAUUGCUGAGAUGCGCAAGAACCCCGACGACCCUCCUUCUUACGUCCGCGCUGUUGAGGUUCUCAACCGCCGUGGUGAAGUCUCGGCCACUAUUGGCUGCUACCCUGCUAUCAAGCCGUUUGCCAAGUACCUUCCCGAUCGCUUCUUCCGUGACGGUAUCCAGGCUGUUGAGAACUUGGCCGGUAUCGCUGUUGCCUGUGUCAACGAACGUCUCAAGCCCGAAGUCAUGGCCAACAACACUCGUGUGGAUCUUCUUGCUCGCUUGAUGGAAGGAAAGGACGCCAACGGCAACAAGCUUGGCCGUGCUGAACUUACCGCUGAGGCCUUGACCCAAUUGAUCGCCGGCUCUGACACUACAUCGAACACUUCUUGUGCCAUCCUUUACUGGUGCCUUCGCACUCCAGGUGUCAUUGACAAGCUCCACAAGUGCUUGGAUGAGGCCAUCUCCAAGGAUAUCGAUGUCCCUACGCACGCUAUGGUUAAGGACAUUCCCUACCUGCAAUGGGUCAUCUGGGAAACCAUGCGUAUUCACAGCACCUCCGCUAUGGGUCUCCCCCGUCAGAUUCCCGAAGGAAACGCCCCCGUCGAAAUUAGUGGCCACGUCUUCAAGGGUGGCGAUGUCCUCUCCGUCCCCAGCUAUACGAUCCACCACUCCAAGCAAAUCUGGGGCCCUGAUGCCGACGACUUCGUUCCCGAGCGCUGGGACCCUGCGCGCCUCACCCCCCGUCAGAAGGCUGCCUUCAUUCCUUUCAGCACUGGUCCUCGUGCCUGUGUUGGCCGUAACGUCGCUGAGAUGGAACUCCUUGUCAUUUGCGCUACUGUCUUCCGCAUGUUUGACUGGCAGUUGCAGCAGGAAGGACCCAUGGAGACCAGUGAAGGUUUCCUACGGAAGCCUCUAGGCUUGACCGUCGGUGUUAAGAAGAGAGCAAUUGUCUAA